Penicillium expansum is the source of this 954-nucleotide messenger RNA. Its product is annotated as Eisosome component PIL1/LSP1 family protein. Gene Ontology annotation, cellular component: plasma membrane; eisosome filament. Bases 1 to 954 code for a protein of 317 amino acids. Gene Ontology annotation, molecular function: lipid binding. The record is from RefSeq and is a predicted model, not a curated record. NCBI's taxonomy places the organism in Eukaryota, Fungi, Ascomycota, Eurotiomycetes, Eurotiales, Aspergillaceae. The transcript is spliced from 3 exons. Gene Ontology annotation, biological process: eisosome assembly; negative regulation of protein kinase activity; endocytosis.
AUGUAUGUAUUGAACCGCAACCUUUCAUUCCGCUCGCGCAAAGAGCCCCCUGCUAGCCGGCAGCGGUUCAGCAUCUCGACCCUGCGUGGGAUGCAAGCGCCAGAGCUUAGCCGCAAGAUGACCAAGCUGAUCAAGAGCGAGAACUCCGCCAUCGGCGCCCACGAAGCUGCUGGUCGUGAGCGCACCUCGAUCGCCGCCCAGCUCUCCGAAUGGGGCGAGUCGACUGAAGACGACAAUGUCUCCGACAUCUCCGAUAAGCUCGGUGUCCUGCUUGCUGAGAUGGGCGAGCAGGAGGACAACUUCGCGCAGAACCUAGAGGACUACCGUGGUAUCCUGAAGCAGAUCCGCAACAUGGAGGCCUCGGUGCAGCCGUCGCGCGAGCAGCGCCAGAAGGUCACCGACGAGAUUGCCAAGCUUAAGUACAAGGAUCCUUCCAGCCAGCGCCUGGUCACGCUGGAGCAUGAGCUUGUCCGAGCUGAGGCUCAGAACUUGGUUGCUGAGGCGCAGCUAUCUAACAUCACUCGCCAAAAGCUGAAGGAGGCCUAUGAUAUCCAUCUGGCGGCCGUUAUUGAGCGCGCCGAGAAGCAGACCAUUCUGGCUCGCCACGCUCGCCGCCUGCUCAACUACAUUGAUGACACUCCUGUUGUUCCUGGUGAUGCACGCCAGGCGUAUGACCAUGAGCUCUCGGCACGCCAGAUCCUUGAGGAUGCUGAGAAUGACCUCCGUGGCUGGGAACCCAGCGUUGAGCCUAUCACCACUGCCACGGGCCGGGAGUCUCCAGGUCAUGCCAACGGUGUCCAUAAUAUCAACGCUGUCGGUGCCAAUGGACUCGAUGAUGUGUCGGAGCGCCAGUCGGAUGUUCUCGAGAAUGCCUCUGUGACUGAGGGUUUCACCGAACCAGUGGGAAGCGGUGCCCUGCCCGCGAAGAUGGUCGUUGAGCCUGCGCCUGCGUGA